This is a messenger RNA of Nicotiana tabacum (common tobacco), 1016 nucleotides long. Its product is annotated as bidirectional sugar transporter SWEET16. NCBI's taxonomy places the organism in Eukaryota, Viridiplantae, Streptophyta, Magnoliopsida, Solanales, Solanaceae. Gene Ontology annotation, molecular function: sugar transmembrane transporter activity. Gene Ontology annotation, biological process: carbohydrate transport. Gene Ontology annotation, cellular component: membrane. The record is from RefSeq and is a predicted model, not a curated record.
AAAAACCUAACUAUAACUCAUACCCCCCUCUCUCUCUCACACACACACAUAUAUCUGCUGCUCCUCCCUCUUCCUUGUUCAGUUGCCUAAAUUAACUUUCAGGUGAUCAACAUGGAAAAUCUUGUUUUCAUCAUCGGAGUUAUAGGCAACAUCAUUUCCAUUCUGAUGUUUCUUUCGCCAGUAGGAACAUUCAGAAGAAUUGUAAGGAACCAAUCAACUGAGGAUUUUGAUAGCCUUCCAUAUAUAUGUACACUGCUUAAUUCAGCUUUGUGGACUUACUAUGGACUUAUAAAGCCAGGGAGCUAUCUUGUGUCCACUGUCAAUGGCUUCGGAGUUAUCGUUGAGAUUAUCUACGUCGCCUUGUUCCUUCUAUUUGCUAAUCCAAAAAUGAGAAAAAAGACUGCCAUCCUAGCUGGGGUUCUGAACGUGGGCAUUUUAGCAACAACCCUAUUAUAUGCUCAGUUUCUUUUACAUGGAGAGACGAGAAUUAAUGUUAUUGGUUUCCUUUCCACAUGUCUGAACAUCGUCAUGUAUAGCUCCCCUCUUGGUGUUAUGAAAACAGUUGUGACAACCAAGAGUGUAGAGUACAUGCCAUUUCUUCUCUCGCUUUUCCUUUUCUUAAAUGGUGGCGUUUGGACUUUCUACGCCGUGCUUGUGGCUGACUGGUUUCUUGGAGUACCGAAUGGGAUGGGAUGGUUGCUGGGAGCGGUGCAGCUGGUUAUAUACGCCAUUUAUCGGAACCCUAGUUCAUCAAAACCCAUCGUCGAAGAUUUAGAACAAGGAUCGCAGACGGAAUCCCUGCUGCCACCUUCUUCCACCUCAACUCUACUGUGAAUUGAGAUCGAUGUUGUCAUUAUUAUUGGAAUCAUUAAUUUCUUCCAAUGAAGCAAAACGAUCAAGGACGACCUACACUCGUGCUCUUAUGCAUAUGUAAUUCGUCUUUUGCUUAUUUGUUUUGGUCCUUCAAUGUGUUUAUUCUUUACAAUUUGAAAAUAUAAGUUUGAUAUUUCAUAUUA